UGCAAUCACAGAAGGGUUUCAAUCCUCCAUUGUGCACAGUGUUUGUAUACUGGCUGGCUGGCUUCACGUUACAUCAAGUGCUCUACCAGUAUUGCCCCUACUGCUUGCUGAAGAGAAAUGGAUUGGUCUGAAACUAGUUUGAUUUUGCUGGUGCUUGCCCUGACUGUCCUGUUUGUUAUGAAUAGUGCAAGUUUCUGGAAGAGAGGCAGCAGAAAGGACAUCCCCCCAGGACCGAGGCCUUUACCUCUCAUUGGAAAUCUGCUCAUCAUGGAUCUGAAGAGGCCCUUUCAAACUAUCCUAGAGCUGUCAGAAACCUAUGGCCCUGUCUUCAGUAUUCAGAUGGGAUUAACGAAGAUGGUGGUGAUCUCAGGUUACGAGACAGUGAAGGAAGCUCUUGUGAACCAGGCAGAUGCAUUUGCAGAGAGACCUAAAGUCCCAUUUUUUGAAGCAGUAUCCAAAGGAAACGGUAUUAUUUUAUCACACGGGGAAAAUUGGAAAGUGAUGCGAAGAUUUACCCUCUCAACCUUACGAGACUUUGGAAUGGGCAAGAGGGCCAUUGAGGACCAGAUUGUUGAAGAGUGUGAAUAUCUGAUAGAGAAACUGGAAUCUCAGAAAGGAAAGCCCUUUGAGUCCACUACAAUAAUGGCUGGAGCAGUUGCUAAUAUCAUUGUAUCUAUAUUACUCGGAGAGAGGUUUGGCUAUGAAGACACACGAUUCAUUAGACUUCUAAAUUUGAUCAAUGAAAACAUCGCCAUUGCUGGAAGUGCCUCAAUUGCGGUCUAUAAUAUGUUUCCAGCCCUUGGAUUUCUCCUGAGGAGUCACAAUAUUGCUUUUCAAAACAGAGAUGAAUUUCAUACUUUUAUAGAAAAGACUUUUGUGGAACACCUCAAAACACUGGACAGAAAUGACCAGCGAAGUUUCGUUGACGCUUUCCUUGUAAAACAGCAAGAGGAAAAAAGUGACACCAAUGGUUAUUUCCACAAUGAGAAUCUAAAAACCCUUGUAGGUGAUUUGUUUUUUGCUGGCACAGAAACCACUUCCAACACGCUGUGCUGGGCCUUUCUACUAAUGAUAAAGUAUCCCCACAUUCAACAAAAAGUCCAGGACGAGAUUAAGAGAGUUCUAGGAUCAAAUCUACCACGCAUCGAACACCGAACUAAAAUGCCCUACACAGAUGCAGUUGUCCAUGAAAUUCAGAGAUUUGCUAAUAUCCUACCAAUGAGUGUGCCCCGUGUGACUACCGUAGAUGUCACUCUCAAAGGCUACUUCAUUCCAAAGGGAACCCACAUCAUCCCCUUACUGUCCUCUGUGCUGCAAGACAAGUCUCAGUGGAAGAAGCCAAACGAUUUCUAUCCUGAGAAUUUUCUGGACUCUGAAGGAAAAUUUGUGAAGAAGGAGGCCUUCAUGCCUUUUGCAGCAGGUCGGAGGAUGUGUGCAGGCGAAAAUCUUGCCAAAAUGGAGCUCUUCCUCUUCUUCACAAGACUCCUCCAGAAGUUCACAUUCCACCCUGCCCCUGGUGUUUCCAGCUCAGACCUGGAUAUCACCCCUGCAUCUGGGUUUACUACACCCCCAAAGCCCCAUCAGAUCUGUGUAGUGCCUCUGGCUUAGGGCUUCUAACCUGGUUUCCCUAUCUUAUCCGUGUAUGUCUUCAGGCCUCCCAUAUAAUUGUGCCAAUAGAGAGAAAUGCAGGCAGCCUUGAGCACACUUUGACCAGUGCUUUGUUACAGCUCUUUCCUGGCUCCCUUUUUGUCAAUGCGUAAUCCCACUAUUCCAGAGGUCUUAGUGGGGUUCCAAAGUUAUAACUGUGUUCAGUAUUUUCCAUUAUAUUUUAAAGUACCACAGGAAUCUC
Alligator mississippiensis (American alligator) is the source of this 1849-nucleotide messenger RNA. Its product is annotated as cytochrome P450 2K4. The record is from RefSeq and is a predicted model, not a curated record. Gene Ontology annotation, molecular function: heme binding; oxidoreductase activity, acting on paired donors, with incorporation or reduction of molecular oxygen, reduced flavin or flavoprotein as one donor, and incorporation of one atom of oxygen; iron ion binding. Gene Ontology annotation, biological process: xenobiotic metabolic process. Gene Ontology annotation, cellular component: intracellular membrane-bounded organelle; cytoplasm. The transcript has 9 exons. Bases 118 to 1608 code for a protein of 496 amino acids. NCBI's taxonomy places the organism in Eukaryota, Metazoa, Chordata, Crocodylia, Alligatoridae.